This is a messenger RNA of Lethenteron reissneri (Far Eastern brook lamprey), 4115 nucleotides long. RefSeq lists its product as uncharacterized. The record is from RefSeq and is a predicted model, not a curated record. Gene Ontology annotation, molecular function: protein binding; DNA-binding transcription factor activity, RNA polymerase II-specific; RNA polymerase II cis-regulatory region sequence-specific DNA binding. Lineage: Eukaryota; Metazoa; Chordata; Hyperoartia; Petromyzontiformes; Petromyzontidae. Gene Ontology annotation, biological process: regulation of transcription by RNA polymerase II.
UAGCGAUUGUCCCUGCGCUAAGAUUGGCUCUCGUCACAAGGAACGUGGAGUUUCCACAAAUGGCUUAGGACCGCCAGCAGAGAUGACCACAACAGCAUCAUCCGUUAGGUUUGGGAGGAAGAACCAUGGCUGAUAGUGCCACGCCGUCGUCGCCGCCUGUGAGUCUCUACCAAGACUCUGCUGCCACCGCUACUCUGGGUGAGCUGACGGCUGCCGACAGUGCGUCCAUGGACCUGUACACAAAGGACCUCCGCAGAAGCAUCAUCGCCGCUUAUCACGAGACGGACCGGGAGCACCACUCGACCAUCAACACUUACAGGGCCCUCAGGCAAAACCACAUGUGGCCGGGCAUGUACAUGGAUGUGCAGGGUUUCGUUUCGACGUGUGGCCCGUGUCAUGACAGCAGUACCAAGGACGGUGCCAGCAACGACCAUAGCUACGUGAGGGAGGAGCACGUGUGCAAGAGCGAUCCGUGUCACAGUGCGUCACUACUCGCAGCGCUCGACCGCCAGCGGCAGGACGGCGGUCAACCGCUGAGCGACGUGACGCUGCUGGUGGAGGGAAGUGCGCUGCGCGCUCACCGCUGCGUGCUGGCCGCUUGCAGCGGCACUCUGCAGGAGCUGCUCGAACGCAACCACGGCUCCGUCGUGCACCUGCCAGGCUUUCCGAAGCACACCUUCCUGCCGCUGCUUGACUUCUGCUACACCUCCAAACUCUCCUACCCCAUCAGCCAGGGCUGCGAGGUGCAGACCCUGGCCGAGAUCCUGCAGAUGGACGGCGCGCUUGGGUUGUUUGAGGCCGGGGCCCCUGCACGGCACCCCGGUCCCGACGUCUCACGCUCCGCCGAGUGUGUGGCCUCUCCGCCUCAACAGCCGCCCGACGCCACGGUGCCUGACAGGCUGCAUCACACAAACCGCUUGCUUGGCCCGGACUCGCCGCCUCACCCACCACUCUCGGUGUCGCGUUCGGUGCAGACGGAACCCUGCGACUGGCCUCACUCGAUGCACUCAUUCGGCACGGCCGGCGAGGCAAACCCGACCGCCUGCCCACGCCCCGGCCAUCUGGCCGGUAAGAGGCCAUUCGACAGGUCCGGCCCAGAACGACCGUCACUCAAGCAGAUUAAGCUGGAGGUGGAGAGAGUCUGCCUGAAAGACGUCAGAAUAUCGAGCGGGGCGGUGCCGAGCUCAUUGCCCGUGGUCGAGCCGGGCCGGGUUUCUCCGGAAUGGAGCGUUCGGUCCCUUCCGGAAGUUGGGCUAUCCGUGCAGACGCUCAAGAAGCACAGGCUGCUGGCUGCUCUGGGCCUGCGGUGCAGCGUAUUGGAGUCUCCAAAGUCACCGCCGUCGUCCCUCGUGUCAUCGUGCGCGGGUGCGGUGCCAGGAACGUGUGGCUUCAGUGCGAGGCAGCAGCAGGAGCUGAUACCAAAUGGUAUGUGGCGCUUCAACAAGCUUCUGCGCAGGCGCAUGGUGCAAGGAUUCACACCGCCGAGCGCCUACCUGCAGAAGAAGCAGGGCAAGGUGCCGCUGAAGCGCAGGCAGGCCUUCAAUGAAGGCGCCCAUGUUGGGCCAACGCAGCAGUCGGUUCUGCAAGCUCCGAAAGGCGACGCCGUUGUUGUCGCCGCCGCCGCCGUCUUGGCAGCGGCGGCGGUGCCCAAGAAGAGAGGGCGACCGCGCAAGACACUGCAGCAGUCGGCUGCGGAAGAGGCCUUGCCCAAGCAGAAGCGCUCCUACACGAAGAGACAGAUGUGGCCGCCACAAAUGAGGCACGCGGCCGGGGCGGGCGACGGCAUCCCGUCGGUUCCCGCUUUGCCGAGACGACGUGGACGCCCCCGCAAGUACCCGCCUAUGCUCGAACCAGUCGGUAACAACGCAGGCCAGCCCGUCCCUCACAUUGUGCCAAAGCAAACGUCGGCAAGCCCCGUGCCGAGUGGUAACCGGGCCCCGGCAACCGCCGUCAUUGGCGGCAGUGACAAAGAUUCGACGGCGUGCGCUUGGAGGAGGGCGCAGAUUCAUGAUUCGGUCUCUUGCCUUGGUGAGGCAGACGGCGAGGCUGGCGAAGGCGUGGUCGUGCCGCUGGAGCACUGUGCCGGAUUGAGGGCAUGGUCCGGGGCUCUCGCGGGAGCAGUGGUGGUCAGCGAAGGGGAGGCGCGGGCCGAUCCAAAUGGCGUGCAGUCCUGCGAGGGUUCGGAGCCCCCCGCGAAGAGGAAGAGAGGUCGUCCUCGUAAAGCGACACUGCUGACACCGUUGGGAGAGAGGUGGUCGUUGAUUGGGAGCGGUUGCUCCGAAAAAAGCGGCCACGCGGAUGGUGCCGAGUUUGAAAAUUCGCGAACAAUUGGUGAGACAAAUGGAGGAGCUUUUAGCUCUAAAAUAAUUGAGAGCAUGCAGGCAAGUGCUGGUAGAAAGUUGAAUCUGAAACCAGAAAAGGUUGUUAUUGAUGAUAGUGGAGCUGUAGAAAUCCAGGAAACUAAGCAGCCACAAGUGAAUAACUCGGCGGGAGAACGUUCAAAUGAAGAUUGUCGUUUUUCUGGACCCAAUGAGGAAUGCAAAGAUGACAAUCAUAUUGUUAAUGAGGAGCAACUGACAAUGGGGAGGGGAAAAUCUCCAAAGAAAUCGCACACCUCUCCCAAAACAGGCUCGGAACAAUCAUCACAAUCCCCAAAAAUGAGUCUGCGCUCAAACAGCGGCUCCUGCAUGGAAUUUAUCAACAGGAUUAUUCCCCAACUCCUCCUCUUUCCACUGCCACCUUCGCCCAUGGGAUCAGUGGCAGGAGUGGAGAAUGACCACUGUAGCGUGGAGAGGAGCCAGAAAGAGACCGCGCAGAGCUCCAAAGCCGAUGCCCUGAGUGUGCAGAUGGGUGAGUUUCUGCAAAAACCCAAGGAGAAGAGAGUGCCGGAGAAGAGAGAGGCGGGGAAGAGAGAGGCAGAGAAGAGAGCGGCAGAGAAGAGAGAGAUGGAGAAGAGAGAGGCGGAGAAGAGAGAGGCGGGGAGGAAAGAGGCGGAGAAGAGAGAGAUGGAGAAAAGAGAGGCGGAGAAGGGAGAGGCGGAGAAGAGAGAGACGGAAAAGAGAGAGGCGGGGAAGAGAGAGACGGAAAAGAGAGAGGCGGGGAAGAGAGAGGCGGAGAAGGGAGAGGCGGAGAAGGGAGUGGCGGGGAAGAGAGAGGCGGGGAAGAGAGAGGCGGGGAGGAAAGAGGCGGGGAGGAAAGAGGCGGAAAAGAGAGAGGCGGAGAAGGGAGAGGCGGAGAAGGGAGAGGCGGAGAAGGGAGAGGCGGAGAAGGGAGAGGUUGAGAAGGGAGAGGCGGAGAAGGGAGAGGCGUGGAGGAAAGAGGCGGAGAAGAGAGAGGCGGGGAAGAGAGAGGCGGAGAAGAGAGAGGCGGAGAAGAGAGAGGCGGAGAAGAGAGAGGCGGAGAAGAGAGAGGCGGAGAAGAGAGAGGCGGAGAAGGGAGUGGCGAAGAGGAAAGAGGCGGAAAAGAGAGAGGCGGAGAAGAGAGAGGCGGAGAGGAAAGAGGCGGAAAAGAGAGAGGCGGAGAAGAGAGAGGCGGAGAAGAGAGAGGCGGAGAAGAGAGAGGCGGGGAAGAGAGAGGCGGAGAAGGGAGUGGCGGAGAGGAAAGAGGCGGAAAAGAGAGAGGCGGAGAAGAGAGAGGCGGAGAAGAGAGAGGCGGAUAAGAGAGAGGCGGGGAAGAGAGAGGCGGAGAAGGGAGAGGCGGGGAGGAAAGAGGCAGAGAAGAGAGAGGCGGGGAAGAGAGAGGCGGGAAGGAGAGAGACGGAAAAGAGAGAGGCGGGGAAAAGAGAGGCGGAGAAGGGAGAGGCGGAGAAGGGAGAGGCGGAGAAGGGAGAGGCGGAGAAGGGAGAGGCGGAGAAGGGAGAGGCGGGGAGGAGAGAUACGGGAAGGAGAGGGGGGGCGGCAGUGACACCGGUUAUGGCGAGGAAGAGCUAUUACAUGAGGCGCAGUUCGGAAUCCGUAACCGCCAAGCCCGAAUGCAAGGAUUCGGAGCGCAAGCGGAGAUCCAAGAAGAUAAACAUCUUAUGCCUGAAGCCCAUCAGCAGCUCCGUGUCUCGGAAGAAAAACACGUUGAAUUUGCAGCCGAGGAAAGAAACCUUGGUAUCGAAAAAGCUGCUCUGA